AUGGCGUCGGAGCUGAUAUUCAGAGGCCAGAACGAGUCGCAUCAAGCGGCCGACUCUUACUCCCCGAAGCCACCGAAGCCGUGGCUGCUCACCCUCCGUCCCAUCCGCUACAUCCUCCGCGAGCAGCGCCUCCUCUGCGUCCUCGCCGGCAUUGCCAUCGCCACCGUCAUCUUCGCCCUCCUCCCAUCCGGCGGCCACCGCCACACCGAGCCGAUUUCGUUCGACUCCUCCUCGGCAUUCACCCACCCGAUGCGGCACAAGUACUACGAGCCGGCUAUGGUCUCGGGGCUCGGAGCAGCCGGGAGGAGCACGGGAGGCAAGAUCCCGCUGGGGCUGAAGCGGAAAGGCCUGAGGAUUGUGGUGACCGGCGGUGCCGGGUUCGUGGGGUCGCAUCUGGUGGACCGGCUCAUCUCCCGAGGGGACAGCGUGAUCGUGGUGGACAAUUUCUUCACCGGGAGGAAGGAGAACGUGAUGCACCAUUUCAAGAACCCGAGGUUCGAGAUGAUCCGGCACGACGUGGUUGAGCCGCUGCUGCUGGAGGUGGACCAGAUCUACCACCUGGCGUGCCCGGCGUCGCCCGUCCACUACAAGCACAACCCGGUGAAGACGAUCAAGACGAACGUGGUGGGGACGCUGAACAUGCUGGGGCUGGCGAAGCGGGUCGGGGCCCGGUUCCUGCUCACCAGCACCAGCGAGGUCUACGGCGACCCGCUCCAGCACCCGCAGGUCGAGACCUACUGGGGCAACGUCAACCCCAUCGGUGUCAGGAGUUGUUACGACGAAGGGAAGAGGACAGCGGAGACACUGGCCAUGGAUUAUCACAGAGGAGCCGGUGUUGAGGUGAGAAUUGCGAGAAUUUUCAACACGUAUGGACCCAGAAUGUGCAUUGAUGAUGGGCGCGUGGUUAGUAAUUUUGUUGCUCAGGCGCUUAGGAAGGAGCCCAUGACCGUAUAUGGCGACGGCAAGCAGACCAGGAGUUUCCAAUACGUCUCUGAUUUGGUUGAGGGUUUGAUGCGGCUGAUGGAAGGAGAGCAUGUCGGACCUUUCAAUCUUGGCAACCCUGGGGAAUUUACCAUGCUUGAGCUUGCACAGGUGGUACAGGAAACAAUCGACCCAAAUGCAAAGAUAGAGUUCAGGCCAAACACUGAAGACGACCCACACAAGAGGAAGCCAGACAUCACCAAAGCCAAAGACCUUCUCGGCUGGGAACCUAAAAUUUCCCUCCGGAAAGGUCUCCCCCUCAUGGUCUCCGACUUCCAGCAGCGCAUCUUCGGCGACCACAAAGAAGGCAGCAGCACCACCGUCGCCACCACCACCACGGCGGCAUCCACAUCCUAA
This is a messenger RNA of Linum trigynum, 1338 nucleotides long. NCBI's taxonomy places the organism in Eukaryota, Viridiplantae, Streptophyta, Magnoliopsida, Malpighiales, Linaceae. The record is from the annotation of a GenBank genome assembly.